Messenger RNA from Didymella exigua CBS 183.55, 2994 nucleotides. Its product is annotated as Piwi-domain-containing protein. NCBI's taxonomy places the organism in Eukaryota, Fungi, Ascomycota, Dothideomycetes, Pleosporales, Didymellaceae. Bases 1 to 2994 code for a protein of 997 amino acids. The record is from RefSeq and is a predicted model, not a curated record. Gene Ontology annotation, molecular function: RNA binding; protein binding. The transcript is spliced from 3 exons.
AUGGCAGAUCGCGGUGGACGGGGACGAGGUGGUGAUCGUGGUCGUGGGCGAGGUGAUGGCAACAACUUUGGAGGUGGUCGAGGAAGAGGGGGGUUCGACGGUGGUGAUCGCUUCCGUGGCGACCGUGGAGGAGGUGGUUUCCGAGGGGAUCGUGGAGGAGGUGGCUUCCGAGGGGAUCGUGGUGGUGGAGGCUUUCGGGGCGGACGGGGUGGUUUUGAGGGUACCCAAGUCUUUGGUACGGGCAACGCACCAGCACCCAAUUCCGAGGUCACUGAGCUCGAGAACAAGAUGGUCAAGGCCGAUCUGUCCAAAGCCAUGGCAUCAGCGUCGCUGGGUGUUGUACUCCCAGAACGUCCUGGCUACGGAGUAGAAGGCACGGCCAUUGUUCUCUACACGAACUACUUCGAGCUGAAGGGCAUUGACCCCAACAUGGAUCUGUACCGGUACGCGCUCUCAUUUCAACCGGACAAUGAAAUUCCGAAGGCCAGGAAACACCGUCUUGUAGAGCUCCUGCUGCAAGAGGCCCCGUUCAAAGGUCUUCCUGUCGCGAGCGAUUGGGCCCAGAUUCUUGUGUCGUCAAAGAAAGUUCCAAUCGGAGGAAGCAGGGCCGAGUACACACUCGAAUGGUAUCCCAAAGAUGGCGAGCCACCUUCUGCCCCCGGGCCUGAUGAGACCGACAGGUCCAAGGCUGCAAGAAAGCGGAACACGCACAAGGCCCUCGUCUCUGAUAUCGGAACUGUGUCGUUGAAGGAACUUCUUGACGACGUCUCCAAACCUACAUCCAACUAUUCGUUGAAGCUCGAGACCAUCCAGGCUCUCAACGUUCUCAUGGCACACGGUCCCAGCAGUGAACGCAGCAUUGCCACAGCUGGUGGCAACAAGUUCUACCCCUUUGGGAAUCAUCCUCAGAUGGAGUUUGCAAAUCUCGGCUCCGGCCUCCAGGCACUCCGCGGCUACUUUACGAGCGUACGAACGAGCGUCAACCGACUGUUGGUUAACGUCAACGUCGCCACAGGAGCGUUCUACAAGCCUGGUCCACUCCUAGAUGUGAUGAGGGAAUUUACGGGCGGUCAGUCACCAAGCAACGACUCCCAGUACCGCAAAUUGGCAGCCUUUGUACGGUUGUUGAAGUUUGAGACGAACUACCUCCCUGAUCGAAAGGUCAAGGGCGAGACGAAGCGUAAGCAGCACGUGAUCACGAACCUUUCGCCCUUCAACAAGAACAGUACCAACACUACUUUCGACAUGACCGAUAAGAACGGCAAACGUUCCAAGAUGUCCAUUGAAGAAUACUUCCGGAAGACAUACAACAUCACUCUUUCUGUCGCACAGGCGCCUGUCGUCAAUUACGGCACGAAGGAGGAUCCAAAGUGGAUCCCUGCUGAGCUCUGUACGAUCUUGCCAGGACAAUUUGCAAAGCGCCUGCUUCUUGGGCCCCAGACGAGUGAGAUGAUCAGAUUUGCAGCUCGUCGGCCCCACGAAAAUGCCGCAUCGAUCACCGGGCCUGGUCUUCAGGUCGCUAAGAUCAAUCCCAUGGCAGAUGGGCUCAAUGUUGCGCUUGGCAAAUUUGGCAUCAAGGUGGAUCCUCAGCUUCUUACCGUACCCGGGCGCAUUCUUCCGCCUCCGGACUUGCUGUACCGGCGGAGGACUGCUAAACCAAGGGUCGGCGCAUGGAACCUCGAUCCGAGAACGCUUGGGGACAAGCCUUUCCACCGUGUUGCAAAGCCCCUCGGCAACUGGAGUACUCUUGUGAUCAACUCAGGGAACCGCGACACCAUCAUGGGAGGUCUUGGUGCUGUUCAGACUCAUUUGGACGCAUUCAGGCUUGCAUUGCAGACGUAUGGUCUCAACCCAGGGCCAGUGCAAGAGCCGGUCUUCAUCAACGUCCCAUUCAGCGAUUUGAACAACAAGGAGUUUUCCAAGAUUCAGAAGCAAAUCUUCGAUGCGCUCAAGUCGCAGUUUACGGCCAAGCCGAACUUCCUGUUCAUACUGCUCCCGAGCGACAACGCCACGCUCUACGAUGCGAUUAAAUAUGUCUGCGACUGUCAGCUCGGCAUCCCCAACAUUUGCAACAUUGGCCAGAAGUUCUCGAAAGAGAGGGGACAGAUGCAAUACUUUGCCAAUGUGGCUAUGAAGUUCAACCAGAAGCUUGGUGGUGUGAACCAUACCGUCGGUGCGAAGAGCAUGUCGCCUCUGGAUCCGCGUACCAUCAUCUUCGGUAUCGACGUCACUCAUCCUUCUCCUGGCAGUUCAGAAACUGCUCCAAGUAUCGCGGGCGUAGUCGCUUCAGUCGACGCUAUCUUCUCGCAGUAUCCAGCGAGCAUGCGCACGCAGAAGGGUCGCACCGAGAUGGUUAACGAACUCGAAGAGAUGAUUAUUGAACGCCUCAAGCUCUGGCAGAUGCGCAACCGGAGCCUGCCGGACAAGGUCAUCGUCUAUCGUGACGGUGUCUCUGAGGGCCAGUACCGUCUUGUCCUGGAGAACGAGCUGCCUGCGUUUGAGAAGGCCUUUGCCAGGCUGUACGGCACAAAGGACAAGCACCCGAAAAUGACAAUCAUGGUCGUGGGAAAACGCCACCACACGCGCUUCUACCCAACGACUGUGCAAGACACGGAUGGCAAGACUGGCAACCCCAUGCCCGGUACCGUUGUCGAUCGUGGUGUCACGGGCGAGAAGCUUUUCGACUUCUUCCUGCUUGCGCACCAGGGUCUUCAGGGCACGUCCAAGCCAGCGCACUACGUUGUCAUCAAGGACGACAUCAAGUUUGGCGCCGACCAGCUGCAGAGCCUGACGCACAGUCUCUGCUACACGUUCGCCCGCGCGACUCGCUCCGUUAGCAUCUGUCCGCCUGCGUACUAUGCCGACCUGCUGUGUGAGCGUGGCCGCUCCUACCUACACAGCGUGCUCAAGGGCGACGGCAGCACAGACUUCAGCAACACCACGUGGCGCAAGGACGUCCAUCCGCAGCUCAUGGAGACGAUGUACUACUUGUAG